Molecule: messenger RNA, 6478 nt
Organism: Physcomitrium patens
Lineage: Eukaryota; Viridiplantae; Streptophyta; Bryopsida; Funariales; Funariaceae
Source: RefSeq, a predicted model, not a curated record
GUUUGGUUGCAUUUCACCCGGCUAUGUUGCCGCGGCUUCUCCAGCCAUGGCUGCUCUCCCGCGCUGCAGCCUCCUCUUCGCCGACUCUUUCCACCACGAUCGCCUCUGCCAACACGUUGAUGAGGUUCGAUUCACGGAACCAGUGGUCAUCACUGCCUGUGAGGUCGUUGAACUACAUCAGCCUUCUCGGUGCCCUACUCUUGCUUUGAAAGGGAUUACAAGCCCAGAAUCAUGUGCAUUAGAAUUUUACGUGCGCAGUGGAAGAGAUUCACGUUUCCAGCGCUUAGGGCCUGCUUUCCUUCAUUCUCCAGCUGCGAUACCAUUCCUUGAUGUGCAGGCGGCUGUUACUGAGCAUCUUGUGCUCCGAGGCAGCUACAAGUCUCUUACGCUGGUGAUAUAUGGCAAUCUUGCAAGUGAGCUAUGCGUAGAUAACAAUCCGGAUACGAAUAAUGUCUCUCAAAGAGCCACUUCAAAAAUUGUCUCCCUGCGAGAGAUUUUGUGUACACAACCUUCCAGUAUCUUGUCUCUCAGUAACUUACAACUGUAUACUCCUCCGACUAAAGAACAAGGAACUUUACUACAACGUUUGAUAAAAUAUGUGGACGGAAGGGAUGCCACGCAACACAUGGUGUCGAUGUUACUUACAGCUGCAGCCGCAUGGCAUCUAUCUCAUCAACGUCAACGCGAAGGUGCUCAGUGGUGUGCUUUGAAGAAGGAUGACCCGUUAGAUGGGUCCAGAAGCCUUCUCUGUGAUGAUUCCAUUCGGGAGAUGUCAGAGCUUCACAAUUUGUUGCAGCAGAAAGAAGGCGAUGACAAGCAUACGUCUUCAGAUGAAGCUAAUGGUCGAGUGCUGGUGCAAUUGUCUCUGCACUGGCUACAAGUAGGACUAGAUCCCUCUGCUGGAUUAAAUUCUUCAAUCUCUGCGGUUGAGAGCCUUUUAGGAGGGCUAGCUGCAGUCCAGCUUCUGUUCACUUCUUGUCCCAAAGAUGUUCCUGCUUUCUUAGCCGGAGGGGGGAUGAGGUUGUUGCAUCAAGUUGUGGAGGAGAUCUCGGGGACUUCUGCCUUGCUGUUGUUUGCUUUAACCUCGGUUGAGUGUACACUCCGCCAUGCAUCUGGCUGUGAGGAAUUUUCAGCUCAAGACAAACGCAUCCUACUUUCAUUGCUUGAGAAGAAGCAACGCCCUCCCGUUGUCAGUCUUCUUCAGCGAAUUUUACAACGACUUCGGUGCUACGAGCUUGCAGUUACCAUUACGCAGCGAUUAGUGGAGCCUUUAACAAAUCUGGGUUCUGCUCAAAAUUCGGACACCAUUAAAGAAGCUUCAAAAUUACUGAAUGGUCUUCUGAUUGCGCUCAGUAUCAAGAGUUUCGUUGAAAGCACUUCAGUUGAGUACAAUUGGGUGAAACAAGAGGCAAAGUUGCCGACUUCUGCUGGAUCUUGUUACGAUGAUUUCACGAGUUUGUCAGAAGACGUCGAUUGUGCGCUGCUUUCAAUCCUUCAGGAAACAAGCUUUAUGGAAUCGCUUGCAGCCUUCUCGUCUGUACCACAUAUCUGGCCUGCAAAUGGAAGUGCGCCAAAUGUAAGCAUUGAAUUUGCUUCAGCUACACAAAGAUUCCUACUUCGCCUUCUUGAAUGCCGUUCAGGAUUACUGUUUCUUGGUGCUGAUAUGGAGUCACUAACGAAGAUGAUAACUGGCCUCAAGAGUGCAUCUGAGCAAGAGCUUGAGGUAUUACCAAUACGACAUGUGACAGUGCUAUCCUCCUUGGGCUAUUUAUGUACCCCUGGAAGUAUGGCUGAGACAUUGCAUAGCAGGAUUUCUAUGGUUUCUGCAGCAGAUCGCUUUGUAGGUGCCGACGCAGGGUCCGAUGCUGCAUUUGGGGCUCUUUGGGAUCUUGCUUCAAUGAGCAGAUCAGAAGCUGGCAGACAGGCAAUUUUGGCUAUAGUAUCGUUUCCAGAGGUUUUAACGGCCCUGAUUGAAGCUAUCCACCCUUCACCAGACCUUGCAGAAUCAAUGGGAGGCGCAGGAGGACAUUUUGCAACGGAGGCUCUACAGAAGGUGUUUUGUGAUUCGGCCUUGGUCAACCAAAUUGCUCUAACGGUUCAUGCUUCGGCUUUGCAGACUGCUUUGCAAGCAGCUUGCAAUAGUGGGAUGAAUAGCUGUAGUAAGCUUGUUGAGUGGGUGGAGGCUGCCGUCGUGUAUCAAAAGAAGGGAGCAGUUGGUCUACUCAAGCACGCGACAGCUUUGAUUGGCCCGCUGAAUACGAGUAUGACUAUUCAUGUGGAUGGUUCUAUGGGUGAUGAUGCAAACAAUCUGCAUGAUCGAGCCCCUGGUUCUGAGCUUCCCAACUCUAUUAGUAAAGGAACCGGUUCAACACCAAUUCAAUAUUCGGCUAUUCAUGCGCUAACUAUUUCUUUAAGGCUCCUAGCCUCGGCUGGGUGGAACUUGGAAGUUGCUGCAUCGCUUUAUGGAGACGGUGCUGUUGGUGUUGUGAAUAUCAUAUUAGAGCACUGUGUGGCAGCGCUUCAAGCUUCAUCUAAUGAAUUUGAUGAUGAGGAUACAGAAGAAGACGAAGGAAGGGGAGAAGAUUUUCACAAAGAACAAGCUCUGCUCGCUUUACUCUUGCCAACUCUCAUUUUGCUGCUCUCUUUACUCAAAUGUUUGCAGAGCGUAGUUCAACAUUUUUGCAGCACAAGACUGCUAGAUCUCUUAACACAGCUGCAUCAUGUUAUUAGUGCGAAAGCAGGAGCUCAUGAGACAGCCCCACCAUAUUCCUGGACUGGGGAAGUUUUAGAGUUGGGAGCUGUCCAGCAAGUGUUAGCUUCCCUGUUGGCCUUCUGGCCGGUGCAGGGCUGGACUCCAGCUCUAAUGCCACGACUUUUUGGGUCCAAUUCGACUUCUCUGCCUAUGGAGCCUACAGAAGCCUGCAGUGUAAUAUGUUUGCUGGAGGAAUUCCUACCUCCAGAAUGCCCCCGGACGUUUAUGGACAAAGCCGCAGUUUUAGAUGUCUAUCGCACAGUUGCUGUUGGAAACAUUCAUGGCGUGGAGGUGAUGCCUGCUGUUUAUUGGCAUACUUCUCCAAAACAUACGGAUAAAAUGCUUCAUGUGCUUUCUCCUUUCUUGGAGCAGAUUGGACAGCUUGUUGUCCAUUUAGCUUCUUGUACAUGUGAUGUGGUCCAGGAGAGGUUGACGAACCUGGUAGUUCGGCUGGCAUGUCAAAGCUCUGAGAAUGCAGUCAUUGUUCUGCGGCCUGUGCUAUCUGUUCUCCGACAACGCACUGCUGCAGCAGCAAAAUCAUUACUUAGUGAAACUGAUGUCCUCCAGGUAACGCACAUGCUACGCUGGAUUGCUCUUUUGACAGCACAUGCUUCUUCCAAGGCACUCCUUCUGCAAGAAGGAAUUGUACAGAUGCUAUUACAGGUAAUCUCUUUGGAAGCAACGCCCAGUAUUCCAGUCGGCAAAUCGGGUUGGUUAAUGUGGAGCCUUCGAACUGUCGCACGGUUGUGUGACACUGAAGUCUGUUUCCUGCCCGCUGCAUCUGUUGCCAGGCAUAUUUCAGAAGAUUGCCCAAACUAUGACGACUGCUGCGCUAUAGCUUCCUCGCUAUUGCAGCAUUGUCAAUUGAUGCACGUGGAACCACAGAUUGAAGUGCUUGCAGACGCAUUUGAGAAGCUAGCUAGCCAUGAUGUUGGGCGUGCUGCAGUGGCUUCAGUUGCUCUGGGUCAUGCUGGAUGUGCUACUCACAUGAACAAUCAUGAUACUCCAGAAUCUCAAAUAUCAGGGGUGUUUCACAAGGCUAGCCCACCUUUUCUAAAACUUUGGCAGAACUUAGUCUCUGCCAUGGGGUUAGUGGAAUUGAACCCUGUCCUUGUGAGACUUGUGCGACGCUUCGCCCAAGUAGCAAUUGUUCUAACAGAAUCAGGGCAUAGUUCAGUAGGAGGAGUGGCCUUAAGAGCUCUGUUUGGACUCGAUGUAAGUUCUGAGUCUACAGAAUCAAAAACAGUCGGAGAACGAGACGAUAAGUUGGAAGCACCAUCAUGUGUUGUGAGCAUUCUUCAACAACAUUUAACUGACAUCGAGGAUUCUAACGCUACUUUUUCAGUUUUCAGAUCUUCUCUACAUGAGGCUCUCUCUGCAGUUUCCUCUAUGCUGAACUACUUAACUGCUUCAGAAAAAGAGAUUGUUCUUCGUGAAGAGAUUGAAUUGCUGAUCAACCGUUUACCAGCUGCACGCCCUGUUGCUGAGCGUCGAGCAGAAGCUAUUGUAGCACAAUCAUCAUCGUGCUUUGGCUUGGUAUCUUUUAUGGAUGAUGGGGUGAAGCCCAUGGAUACGGAUAUCAGUGAGGCUAUUAAUGGUGAAUCCAAGGGCACCAUACCAUGGGAUUGCCCAAAACUGCCGCAUGAGAGGCCAGUGAUGAAAAUGAGAACGUCGAAGAGAAGAGUUAUUUCUACAAUAGAAGUUGCUAGUAAACGACAGCGUGGCGAUGGUGCCACGAGCGCAGUAGCUAGUCGGACGCCUGUUUUGGUGACUUCAAGCCGACGUGAUACAUUUCGACUCAGAAAACCUAAUACAAGCCGACCACCGUCUAUGCAUGUGGAUGACUACGUCGCACGGGAGAAGAGCAGCGAUGUCCUUUCAGGUAGCAGUCCUGCUGCCGCUGCCACUACAUUGCAGCGCUCAAAUUCUGGCACAAGGAGAGCACCUUCAAUUCAUGUGGAUGAAUUCAUGGCUCGACAACGAGAAAACCAGCAAUCAGAUAUUCCAUUAAUUCAAGGUUAUGCAGAAAAUGGUGGUUCUAGAGCCGUACUUGACUUACUAGAUGGAGAUAAUGGAGCAGACCUGUGUUUGACUGAUAGGAACCUACGUAUCAGUCAAACAACCGCUGAAUACUCCAGUGUCAGCGUGAUAGUGUCGAGCGUGGCAACCUUUUCUGCCGCACCACCUCCGGCUCUCGCAAUGAUGAACACCUCAGUCAUAAAUUCCGAAGUCUUGCAGAGGAAUCCUAACUUUCACUCAGCUUCAGAGCACACUGGCUUCUCCUCACAGAGAUUGGGUGGAAUGAAAAUGGAGCAGAACAAUGGCGGAACGUGCCCAGGAGUUGAGAUCAACAGUCAGCCUCCAUCAUCAGUGGUGAAAGUAAAACUUGAAAGAGCGCCAUCCAUGAACAGUGUCUCUGCUGGGCUACCGUCUCCUUUUCAACCUUAUGAGCAAGAGUUUAAUGCUGCUGUGGCUGCUGCUGUGAAGAUGGAACCUAGACAGCAGCCUGACAGUAACAUCAUGCCACGUACAUUGCACGCAGAAGUCCCAGCAGCACCUCCGCAGCAGCAGGCAUCUCAAUCAGAUUUAUCUUCCCAUCUUCCUCCCCCACCACCUCCUGCGCCCCCGUCCCCGUGGUUGGAUCAGCCGCGGAGAUUGGAUCCUUCGCUGCUCCCCCCUGUCAUCCCUAGGCUGAUACCUGGGAUGAAUGUGCUUCCCUACAAUCAUGGAUCGGGGUCUAGACCACCAGCAGAUCUGCAAGUUGGUGGAGUUGUAUUGCAACCUCCUGCAGGUUUAUGGCGUGAUUCUACUCCUGUUUUCUCUGGCCUUCCUCCACCUGCUCCUCCAAUCCCUGGUCCCAACCCGCAUGGACCUCAAUUUGUACAGCAAUCAUUUAUGGGUGCGAGUAGACCCUUGGAUACUUUGCAAGGUUAUCCAGGUAAUCAUGCAGGCACAGCAUCUACUAGUGAUCACAGAUUUGGGAACUUAAGUGGUCCACCGUCUGGUCAGGGAUCAUCACCUCUUUUUCAGCCCCCAAUUCCAACUGGGAUGCCUCCUUCGCAGAACACGCUUAGUUCAGAACAGUCCGUGCACCGCCCUCCGCCGUUGCAUCUCCAGGAAUCAGAAAUCAUUGCACAGCAAGAACCAGGAGCAGUUUUGCAGCAAAUACUUCAGUCACCAGACACUAUUCACGAACUUCUGAAGGACACCAAAAAGCUUCAGCAGCUGUUGGAGCAGCAUCCAAAACUAGUCGCUCUUCUGCAGGAAAAAAUAAGUCACGGCAUGUUGUGAGGUUGUCUUGUUUUCACAUGAAGAAGGCUUUUGUAAGGUUUUUGGGCACACGAACUGCAUUAUGCAUGCCCUCCUUGCAAUUUAUGCUCCUUGUAAUCAGGAUUGGAUACUGUGACACCAUUCUCCUAUUUUUCCCAAGGUUCGUCAGGUGAAACAUCCGAGGAGACACUCUAGUCUAGAGUCUAGAAUAGCUUGUUAGAUUUUGUCUUUAUACGGUAAAGGUACCCUUUUGUGGUAAUCACUUACGAAUUUGUAUGUACAUAACGACAGGAAACAUGCACUUGUCUUGAGUUUUGAUGGUAGAAUUAGAAGAUUUUCAAGAAGCCCUUACUGAAAUAUCAUCAACGGCUGUAAGCAUUAUAUUCAGUCGGUCCCUGCCAUUUCUGUGUCAUAUAUAUUAUGUCGGGACUAAUGAGGAAGCUGGCGUUUCGGGUC